Linum tenue is the source of this 1378-nucleotide messenger RNA. The record is from the annotation of a GenBank genome assembly. Lineage: Eukaryota; Viridiplantae; Streptophyta; Magnoliopsida; Malpighiales; Linaceae.
AAAACGAUGAGGAGCUCUGGACCUUUCGCUAUUGGAUGGGCUGCUAGUCCUACUAGUGCCCCCAUGGCGGUGCUUUCUGGACGCUUCCGUUGACAACUCUCUCCUCCUCCUCCGAUUCCCUCUCUCUCACCUCUCUAUCUCUCUCUCCUCUCCCGGUUUCCGCCUCUGAUCUUCCUCCUCCGUCGUCCACCGUGGCUUUCUUCGCCGCCUCCAUGGGGGCCGACGACGACUGCGUCGUCGUCCCCAACGGCAAUGCGUGUAGCAGGGUGGAGGACGAGUACAUCAGAAGGCACCAUCACCACCAGGUUCAGGACAAUCAGUGUAGCUCCUCCCUCGUUAAGCACGUCAAAGCUCCUCUCCAUCUCGUGUGGUCAUUGGUGAGGCGAUUUGAUCAACCGCAGAAGUAUAAACCAUUUGUUAGUAGGUGUAUUGUGCAGGGAGAUCUUGGGAUUGGUAGCCUUAGGGAAGUGAAUGUGAAGUCAGGGCUUCCAGCUACUACUAGCACCGAGAGAUUGGAGCAACUCGACGAUGAGGAACAUAUCAUAGCCAUGAGAAUUGUAGGCGGAGAUCACAGACUCAAGAACUACUCGUCCACGGUCUCAGUCCAUCCAGAGGUCAUCGACGGGAGACCAGGCACAAUGGUAAUCGAGUCAUUUGUGGUGGACGUUCCAGAAGGGAAUACGAAGGACGAGACUUGUUACUUCAUCGAAGCUCUGAUCAAAUGCAACCUGAAGUCAUUGGCAGAGGUUUCGGAGCGGUUGGCUGUGCAAGACCAGACCGAGCCGAUAGACAGGAUUUGAGAAAAGCAUAUCCCAAACCCGAGUCUCUCUCUAUCUCUCUUGGAUGUCAAUGCCCAUGGAGAAAGGAAGGAAGAAGCCACAAACAAACUAGUUCUUUUUUUUUCAUUUUCAUAUUCACAUAAGGGGUUGUAAGUGUUGGUAAAACCUUCUUCUGGCUAAGUCGAUGUUCCUUCCUGUUUUUAUCACCCUCUUCUUCUCCUUCUACCCUCUCCAUUUGGCUGGCUCCUUGUGAUUUGUCUAUAUACCAGCUAACUACUGUCAACCUCCUCGUCAUCUAUCUAUCGACUGUCUAUUAUACUAGGGUUUUCCUGAAAAACACCAAAAACCAAACAGGCAGAUUCACUCUCUAGAAUUUUGUUACCCUUUCUGGUACUUCAAUAACACGGAGUAUGUCUUCAUCUCUGACUGUAAAUAUUUUGUAUUUUCCGUGAUGAUAAGAAUCAAGAACUCGUCUUUUCCUCUGUAUAUUUGUGUUCUCGUGAGCCCAGCUUGCAUGCAUUGUGCUCAGUCACACGGGAAGUGGAUUUUACAGUCGUAGUAAUCUGCUUUUGUCAUAAUGGUUGAAGAUUUGAGAGGGU